This is a messenger RNA of Hypomesus transpacificus, 2864 nucleotides long. It is a transcript of the gene tubb4ba, whose product is annotated as beta-tubulin family protein. Gene Ontology annotation, cellular component: cytoplasm; microtubule. Gene Ontology annotation, molecular function: structural constituent of cytoskeleton; GTP binding; GTPase activity. The record is from RefSeq and is a predicted model, not a curated record. Lineage: Eukaryota; Metazoa; Chordata; Actinopteri; Osmeriformes; Osmeridae. Gene Ontology annotation, biological process: mitotic cell cycle; microtubule cytoskeleton organization. The coding region runs from base 79 to 1416 and encodes 445 amino acids. The transcript has 4 exons.
CUGUCAUCUUCAUUUCAGCAUUUUACUACAAGAGGCUUGUCGUAGAUGUGUGUAUUUUGUAUUCCAACUUAAAUCAAAAUGAGGGAAAUUGUACAUCUGCAGGCUGGACAGUGUGGGAAUCAAAUUGGAGCCAAGUUUUGGGAAGUGAUAAGUGACGAACAUGGCAUUGACCCCACUGGAACGUACCACGGGGAUAGCGAUCUUCAGUUGGAGAGAAUCAAUGUGUACUACAACGAAGCAACAGGAGGAAAGUAUGUUCCCCGUGCAGUGUUGGUGGACUUGGAGCCUGGCACCAUGGACUCCGUGAGGUCGGGUCCAUUUGGACAGAUUUUUCGACCUGAUAACUUUGUCUUUGGCCAAAGUGGUGCAGGAAACAACUGGGCCAAGGGCCAUUACACAGAGGGGGCAGAGCUAGUGGAUUCAGUCCUGGAUGUGGUGAGAAAGGAGGCAGAGAGCUGUGACUGUCUCCAGGGCUUCCAGCUUACCCACUCCCUGGGUGGGGGUACUGGCUCUGGCAUGGGCACUUUACUCGUUAGUAAGAUACGUGAAGAGUACCCCGAUCGCAUCAUGAACACAUUUAGUGUGGUACCUUCGCCCAAAGUAUCAGACACUGUGGUCGAGCCCUACAACGCCACUCUCUCCGUCCACCAGCUGGUGGAAAAUACAGAUGAGACCUUCUGCAUCGACAAUGAGGCUCUUUAUGAUAUCUGCUUCCGCACUCUCAAACUUACCACACCCACAUAUGGUGACCUCAACCACUUGGUUUCUGCCACAAUGAGCGGAGUCACCACAUGCCUUCGCUUUCCUGGUCAGCUCAACGCUGACCUCCGCAAACUGGCUGUCAACAUGGUACCUUUCCCCCGUUUGCACUUCUUCAUUCCAGGAUUUGCCCCCCUUACAAGCAGGGGGAGCCAACAGUAUCGUGCCCUGACAGUGCCAGAGCUCACCCAGCAAAUGUUUGAUGCCAAGAACAUGAUGGCAGCCUGUGACCCUCGCCACGGGCGUUACCUGACCGUUGCAGCUAUCUUCCGGGGUCGCAUGUCCAUGAAGGAGGUGGACGAGCAGAUGCUGAAUGUGCAGAACAAAAACAGCAGCUAUUUUGUGGAGUGGAUCCCAAACAACGUCAAGACUGCUGUGUGUGACAUCCCACCCCGUGGUCUCAAGAUGGCCGCCACCUUCAUCGGCAAUAGCACAGCCAUUCAGGAGCUGUUCAAGCGCAUCUCUGAGCAGUUUACUGCUAUGUUUCGGCGCAAGGCCUUCUUGCACUGGUACACCGGCGAGGGCAUGGAUGAGAUGGAGUUCACUGAGGCUGAGAGCAACAUGAACGACCUGGUGUCUGAGUACCAGCAGUACCAGGAUGCCACUGCUGAGGAAGAGGGCGAGUUUGAGGAGGAAGGAGAGGAGGAGCUGGCUUGAGGAGGAAGGAAAGGAGCAGCUGGCUAAAUACAUGUCCAAGUACUUUACUUGCUUUCAGGAUUCCUGUUUGUCAGUCUGUCUCUUUUUAAAAUUUAAAUUUUGGCAUUCAUAAUCUCUUUUGACCAAAUAUCUACUUUCAUGGCAAUGCCUUGUGAUUGCCAUUUGUUCCAUCCUUUACUCCACUUUCACCUUCACUUUGUUGCAGUAAAAGGUAAUACUUUGACGCUUGCAUUAUGCCAACUGUUGGCAGGUUCAACAAAUUAAAAAACUUCUCAUUUGACAGUAAAGCUAAAGAUUUUACUAAACAAAAAUUCAAGUGUUUUGCUUUUCGCAAAUCAUUUGAUGUUACCUCAAUGGCCAUUUAAUUUGACAAAAUCUGUUCUUGAGUGUUUUAACGGAAUCUGAGCAUAACCGAGUAGCAUAGACAAUGCUGCAUAAUAAAAUGACUGUUCUCUCAAAUCCACUCUUCCCUUGAUUUCUGUCGCCAGCUUAAGAAUUUAAAUUCUGCACAUCAGUGUCAAUGUCCUGUUCCUGUAUUCAACAUCUCUUAAAAUGUACUUAAUGUACAAAUAUUUUCUACAAAACAAUGUAAGGCAACAACAAGCAAUGGCAACUCUCAUCCAGUAGAUGGAGCUGUCAUAUCGCAGAUAAAUUAAAGAUGGAUGAAGCGUCAUGAUAUUACGAUACCCAAAGUUGUAAGAUUGUAACUCAACACACCAGAAGACUACACACCAGAAGACAUUGUAAGUGAUGGGCCUCCUAUCAGAAGAUAUGUCCCAGUAGUUUUCUAUUAUAGCCAAUUAUCUUCAUAAAAAUGCUUUACGGUCAGUAAUAUAAAAUUGGUAUAGACAACUUGAAGGCUACAAAAUUCCAUCUUAAAAGUGAUUCUAUGCAGAAUAGCUGUAUGGCUCCAUUUAGAAUCCUUAUGCUAUAUGAGUUCUCCAUGUUUGCUUGCAGUGAAAAACUACAUGUAAUGUUUUCCCUCCCAUAGGCGGAGCGCUUAGCCUACUUUGGGUCAGUUUUGUACUGUUGCAUUACAGCUUUUCUCCAUUGAUUUGACACGUGUCUAAACUCGGGUAAUGGCUCUCAAAGUUAAUACAGUGAUCUGAACACUUAUUUUAAUUGUCCUAAACAGAUUACAUUUUCUAGUGCACAGUGCCCAUGAUGCAGUCGGUGACAUACACAUAUUUCUGGAAUUAAACAUAGUGAUUCUUCAGUGGUUUUGGUACCUACAUUUCUGUCAUCACAAUUGAAAUUCUCAAAGUACUUGUUUAACCUCCAUCAUCUAGUCAAUUAAGCACAUGAAAGCAAUUGCCAAUGCUCUGGUACAUUCAUGCAAAUGAUUAUACAGUCAAAAAUGGUCUGCUCUUUCCUACAUUAUCAAUUGCUUCGGUUAAAUUAUAUAUUGACGUGUUAUACAUGUUCUCUAUUAAAUUGUCUUACUCCCA